AAGCGCAGUGACUCACUGCCAGUGAGAGAUUUAUUGGGGAUUCGAGUGCUCGCUUGUGCCUUAUAUAUAUUAAAAUUUACAUCCUGGCGAUAAUGACAAUGCUGCCAAUAACUGAAUAUCAGAACGAUAACUGUACAUUUACAUUUUUUGCGUUUUCCUGGGAUGCCAAAGAAUAAGAUCGAAUAACAGAGAAACUAGAUUUCAUACUCGUAUUAGUGAGUCGACUGGUAAAUAAAAUACGAGUCGAUUGUUUUGCUUUUUUCACAUACGCUCUGUGUAAACUAAAGUGACGUCAAAUAUCUUGCAAUUAAUUAUGAGUUUAUACACCUCAAUAAAGCAUUUAUAUAUGCACAUAGACAUCGGUACAGGAAAUGCUUGGCAUGCAUGCUAGCAAAAGUUUUUUGACUAAAGAUUGUGAAAGUUCUGUUAAAAAGAAACAUACCAGCAAAAUAUUUUGACAAAGAUUGUGAAAGUUCUGUUGAAAACAUUUUAAAGUGAACCAAACGCAAAUACAUAUAAAAUAGGCAGAACAAAAUUGUUAAGCCAGAUGUACUAUCUUGUCGCGUACAGUUAGCAAUUAUAGCAGCCGAAAGGCUGCAACAAACAAAUUUUAUGAUCAUACUAUAAAUAACUAUAUCAAAAGCAGCAAAGCUAGCUAAAUAACCAACAUUAGGACCAGCAUCAUACACCACUCAAAAAUUAUAGCCCAUGUUUAAAAAACCGAUAUACAUUCUAGUCAAACCGAACUUCACUAUAGUGGCACUUUAUAGCUGUCAGUACACUUUUGACCACUUAGGCAAAUCAACAGUCUGUGAAUUUAAGUCUGGAAUGAAAUUCGAAAUGCAAACGAAUUUUAACAUAAAAGUUACAUAAUCAUCUUAAGCAGUGCUGCUUUUGCAGAGAUUCUAUAAAUUGGUUCUGAAAUGGUAAAAGGUAACACUGGGACACUUACAAUGCGUCUCGUCAGAAGUAAAUUUCGCAAACGCGAUGAGCCCCAUAGUGAAUCGAAUAUUAUCGAAACCAACGAGCACCACGACAAUGAAGAUCAUCAACAGCCUUCAAAGAAUUUGGAAGUUUCUGAGGCAAAGACCGCGAAAACUUUUGCUAAAGACAGCCAGCAUGUAACGUUCUUACGAACUAGCGGUGCCAAUGCAGAAGUUGUUCGACAUGCAGAUGUGGCCGAUAUUCCGGAUUGGACGUUUCCUCCGAAAGCGCCAGCUCCGCAUAUCUAUCAUAUAAACCAGGAGAUUUUGAUAGCUAACGAAAAAUUAGGAUUUAGAGGAUUUCGCAAACAAUUCAGUGGACGGUUUAAGCGCUUAGUUGCUCGAAAACUGGAACCUGCACCAGUGAUACCUCCAGAACUAAAACCGCAACUAAAAUCAAUAUAUGUCUAUUAAGAAUAAAAUAAUUUGUGUAAAUAUUUAUGCAUAUACUUAGUUUAUGUGAUAGAACUGGGGACAGCCAAGUAAUAAUUAUCUUAAACUAAAAAAAGAAAGUGUACAGAUUAACUGUUUAAUAAUAAAAUACAUACAAUUCUUUAA
Molecule: messenger RNA, 1541 nt
Organism: Drosophila montana
Lineage: Eukaryota; Metazoa; Arthropoda; Insecta; Diptera; Drosophilidae
Exons: 2
Coding region: 924-1397 (157 amino acids)
Source: RefSeq, a predicted model, not a curated record